CAGCGCUAUUAAUUGCGAUAAUUGGCGCGCUCGGCCGCCUCGACCGAGCGGCGUCAAAUCGUCAUGCAGUCCUGACGGUGUGUUUGAGAAUGCGAAUCCCUCGUACGUUCUCGCUAGCCGUUCUGUGUGGCUACCUUCAUGAUAUUUAUGCCGCCACUUUAUCUCAAAGUAGCGGCUGGCUUACGCGCGAUAAGAGAUACCUGGUGUUUCCGCCACCAGGCAGAGACUAUACUCCGACAAAAGUUCAGUUAAUCCUCGGCCUCGGUUUACCCAUGGAAGUUGACGUCAGCAUGAUUAUCGGCUACGUGAUGAAAUUUAAUUACGUCCUGCCGUAUAACGCCUCGUACUUGACGGAUCCAUACGUCCGCUAUGACAGAUCGAUCAGCCGCCAUGUCGAGCCUGAUGGAAAUGACGCCUCUCCGCCAAAUGCGAAAGCGGCUUUGAUGUCCAGAUGGGAGUAUUACGAAAUCCUCGAGUCGGUCUUCGAGUCUACGCGUUCGGGGAAAGCCUGCCUUUUGAAAGCCAUUUGCGAAGCCGCGGCGGUACCUUUUAGACGGAGCCAUACCCUGACUGCACAGCUCGCCCAUAUUUUCCUCACGCCUUCCACCACAUCUGAACCAUUCAGAAACGUCUUUGAUCAAGAAUAUCGUGCCGCUGAAAUCGCAGGUCAACAAGACUCCAACAGUUGCGACGAUUUAUUUCCGGAGUGCACGGAAAGCCUCUUAGAUUAUUUUACCGAGAUAAAAUAACUAUGUUAUUCCAUUGUCAUUGAGAGAUUUUUAUCUUAGGUUUUAGUUACAUCUUUAUGUUUAAUCAAGGCUAUUAGGAUUUGUGGAUGUCAUGCAAGGAUGCCAUUUUUAUCACGAUAGCAGAAGCAGCAGAGCUUUCCUUCGUUGCAAUUGUAUGAGAAGACAUUAUUUAUCGCAGUAUAUAUUUUAAAACAAAAUAUAUUUUACCGUCUACGAUAUAUUAAAUAAUGAACUUAAGCUAUUAACGAUUAACUGGUAAACGAGAUGACUUUAUCUACCUAUAUUCUUAAAAUCUCAGCUCAAAUUAUUUUAUUCU
This is a messenger RNA of Temnothorax curvispinosus, 1065 nucleotides long. RefSeq lists its product as uncharacterized. The record is from RefSeq and is a predicted model, not a curated record. Lineage: Eukaryota; Metazoa; Arthropoda; Insecta; Hymenoptera; Formicidae. The transcript has 4 exons. The coding region runs from base 90 to 749 and encodes 219 amino acids.